Messenger RNA from Penicillium egyptiacum, 1056 nucleotides. The record is from the annotation of a GenBank genome assembly. NCBI's taxonomy places the organism in Eukaryota, Fungi, Ascomycota, Eurotiomycetes, Eurotiales, Aspergillaceae.
AUGGUCAAGACACUUCCCUUCGGCGACAUCCAGAUCCCAACACCGGGCUUCGGUGCUAUGGGGUUGAGCCAUGGUUUGGGUAGCAAUCUGAGCCUCGAGGAAGCCGAACCAGUCUUGCUGAAGGCAAUUGAAUUGGGGUGCACAUUCUGGGACACUGCUGUUGUCUACCAAGCCGGUGUCAAUGAAAAGCUUUUGGGAGACUUCAUCAGGAAGCACAACAUCCGCGAUAAGGUUUUCAUUGCCUCGAAGUGUGGUUUCAACAUCAUUGGAGGGGAUGGCUCAAUCACCAACUCUGCCUCGCAUAUCAAGGAGUACAUAGAUGGAACCAUCGAGAGACUUGGCUUUACUCCUGAUUUGUACUAUCUGCACCGGAUUGAUCCCAACACGCCCCUCACCGAGUCCAUUCCGGCUCUUGAUGAAAUUCGCAAGGCAAGGAAGACCAAGUACAUUGGACUUUCGGAAUGUUCAGCUAGCACACUACGCAAGGCAAACUCAAUCGCCAAGAUUGAUGCUAUCCAAGCCGAAUAUUCAGCCUUUGAGACACUCCAUGAAACAGACGGCUUGAUCGAGACAACAAAGGAGCUGGGCGUGGCCUACGUCGCGUACAGUCCACUGGGACAUGGCUGGCUCGUCGAUAACUUCGAUUAUAACACCCCGGACGACUUUUCCCCAGAGGAUUUCCGCCGAACAGGUACCUACCCACUCACAAGCGUGCUAACCCUCGGCUGGCCAGAAUCGCUAACACAAUCCCUCUCGAUAGUUCCCAAAUUCCAAGGCGAGAAUUUCUAUAAGAACCGGGCCAUCGUCGAUGAAAUAAAGAAGCUCGCUGCGCGCAAGGGAUGCAAGAUUAGUCAAAUCGCGCUUGCUUGGGUCGCCUCCCGAGGACUUAUCCCCAUCCCGGGAACAACCAAGGCGGCCCGUCUGGAGGAGAACUGGGCAUCUCGGGAGAUUGAAUUGACCGAGGAGGAAAAGCAAGCAAUGCGUAAAAUUAUCGAUGCUGCUAAGCCACACGGCAACAGAUACGGUCACGCGCAUCAGGCUAUGGUUGGACAUUAA